Notothenia coriiceps (black rockcod) is the source of this 1017-nucleotide messenger RNA. RefSeq lists its product as uncharacterized. The record is from RefSeq and is a predicted model, not a curated record. Bases 168 to 947 code for a protein of 259 amino acids. NCBI's taxonomy places the organism in Eukaryota, Metazoa, Chordata, Actinopteri, Perciformes, Nototheniidae. The transcript has 6 exons.
UGUCUAAGGAAUGGUGGUGGGCAUUGAAGAGCGGUUCUUUGAGAAGGACACCCCUGGCAGAAGACCCAACUAUUCACUGUCUGAUUUAGACAAAGGCCAUUGCAGGACUGUGGGAGAAAUAAUGGCUGCCAGGCUUGGCCCAAGGAAGACCAGCUCCGAAUUUCCUGAUGCCUUGGUGCUACAAGUUCCUGUGCACUGGGUCCCUGGACUUGGGAAAAUUGGACAAAAGCGAUGUGGGAGAUGAUCAAUAUACUGAUCUCUUAUCAAAAGUGGAGACAGCCACUGACACAACAAUUCAAGUUCUCACAGAGGAGAUCUUGAACUGUGGUUACACAGGAUUAAUCAGCUUGGAGAAAAAGGGCGAAAUAAUCCGUGCUAUUGUCCUCCAUGCAAACCUGAGGCUGUUCCCGAUGCUGCUGCAGAUUAAGGAUGGCUUGAACCUGUAUGGCUUGUGCAAUAUCAUGGCCAAAUACCCUGAUAUCUGUCAGCCUUUGUUUGUACCAGGGGUAGAAAUGACAGCUGAUGCAGACUUCAUCAUAUCUGUGUGCCAAGCAGAAUUCAGUGAGAGAGGCUCAAACAAGGAACAGGUGGAGGUGACUUUAAUGAAUCAUCUGCAGGAUUUCCUCCAGGAAAUGGAGCAAGACAAAACUGAUUCAGGGAUGGAGAAUGCUGCACUUCCCUCAUUAUCUCCAAAAGCAUUUCUUCAGUGGAUAACCGGGCAAGGCCAUGUUCCUGUCCUGCAGGAAGAGAAGAGACGUUUCAAAGUGAAUGUUAAGUUCAAUCAUCACUGCCAGUCACAUUUUGGGGAACACAGCAUAUGUUAUCCAUCUGUUGCAGCUUGCAGUAGAACCAUCACCUUCCCUGUCCAACACAUGAGAUCAUAUGGCGAUUUCAAAGUAGUCCUGGUGGAGGCGUUCCAUCUGGGACAAGAAUUGUCACUGGUGUAGAUGAAUAAGUUAUUCAUGCAACUGCUGGUUUAGUUCACUUUAAAAGUUUUAACUUUUAGUUUUUAAGACU